This is a messenger RNA of Oryzias latipes (Japanese medaka), 3315 nucleotides long. It is a transcript of the gene golim4a, whose product is annotated as golgi integral membrane protein 4a. The record is from RefSeq and is a predicted model, not a curated record. NCBI's taxonomy places the organism in Eukaryota, Metazoa, Chordata, Actinopteri, Beloniformes, Adrianichthyidae. Gene Ontology annotation, cellular component: Golgi apparatus; Golgi membrane.
GUUACUCGGCUGACACGUAACUAAGAUUAAAGGUGCAAUGGAGGCCUCGUCCUGACUGGAGUUCAUAACUUUUGAACGAGCUCGAAUUCGUCGAAAGCAUUCGGUUCCGGGCGGGAAGCUAGAAAGGCGUUCGGGUGUUUUUUGUGUUUAAACUACGAGACAGAGACCGACUUUAAAUUGAAGUCGGGCGAAAAUCUGAGCGGCGGCUUUGAAGUCAAAAUAAUGCACAUGCGAACAGUUCCUCGCGCCUUAGUCGUUCCGUCCUAGCAAAAAUGGUUGGGAAGUGAGGGGCUGGGUGGAGGGGGGGUUUACAGUUGAGGUGGAAGUUUCCAGCGGCAGCGACGGGACUCUCUGGCGCAGACGGUGGGGGGGUGCGAGGGUCCGACAUGGGAAACGGGGUGUGCUCCCGGAGGCAGCGGAGGAUCUUCCAGUGCCUCGUCCUGGUCACGGUGGUCGGCGGGAUGAUGUACGGAGGGAUGAUGUCGUUCGAGAUGCACAAGCAGCUGAAGAGGACCGAAGUCAUGGCAGUGAAGUAUCAGCAGCAUCAGGAGUCUCUCUCGGCUCAGCUCCAAGUGGUGUACGAGCAUCGCUCUCGCUUGGAGAAGUCUCUUCAAAAGGAAAGGUUAGAGCACAAAAAGGCCAAAGAAGAUUUUCUGGUUUAUAAGGUUGAGGCUCAACAAUCACUUAACAAGGAGAAACAAGAAGCCAACAGCAAGUUAAACUCUUUACAAGGACAACAUCAAAUGUUGAAGAAUCAGCACGAGGAGCUGAAACGGCAGUACUAUGAACUGCACGAGCAGCACCAGCAGCAGGGCGAGGACCACAGUCGGCUGCUGGAUGAGCAUAAGGAGCGCUUCGAUAAACUGCAGAAAGCCAAAGAAGUGGAAGUCUCGCAGCUCAAAGAGAGUGUGUAUAACUUAAGAGAAGAGAAUAAACAGCUGAGGAAAGCUCACCAUGACAUUCACACCCAGCUCCAGGAGACGCAGGUCCAGCAUCAGGACCUGAAGGCGGCGCACGAGCAGCUCAGGAUGACUCUGGAGGAUCACAAAAGUGCUCUGUCUGCAGCUCAGGCACAGGUAAAUGAAUACAGGCAGCUGAAGGAGUCUUUGGACAGGGGGUCCGUCAUAGCUCAGGCUGGUCCAAACCCGGCCCAUCAACAGGCACAAGCGGUCACCGCUACACCAAAGCCUUACGUCCAUGAAGACCAGCCGCCAGCCAUGUUGGAACAGGCACACAAGGAGGAGGGUGUUCAGCAACACCCCCAUGCUCAAAGAGACGCUGAGUCACAGCUGGACCGUCAGGAUUCUGAGGUCAUCCCCCAGCACGCCAUUUCAGAGAGGGAGGAGGACGGCGAAGGAGAGGCGGAGCGGAGGAGGGAGCUGGCAGAGGAGGAGAUGGCUCAAGCAGGAAAGCCCGAGAAGCUGGAGGAAGACCUGGACCAACCACAAGUGGAGCAACUGGAAGAGGAGGAGGAGGAGGAGGAGGAGGUGGUGGGGGAGAAGCCAGACGAGAAUGCCCUGGAUCGACAGAAACGUCAUCCACAGCUGGUUGGGAAUGCCAAGUCCCCCUACGAGCAGCAGCAGGAGCAGCAGCGCAUCGAGGCGCUGAAGGCGGAGGAGCGCCGGCAGAUCCAGAUGCGACAGCAGGCCCUGCAGGCCCAAAGAGAACAGGUGCUGAGAGAAAGAGAGCAGCAGCUGAAGGAGGAGAAAGAAAGAGAGGAGCAGCACCACAGGGAGGCUGACAGACGGGAGCAGCUGCUGAAGGAGGAGCAGCAAAGGAGGAGGACAGAGUAUGAAAAUUUGGACAAUGACAUUGUUCAGGGAGAAGACGACCAUAAGAUCAACGAUGUGGAAGAGAGGGACAUUGUGCUAAACGAGGAAGAGGAGAAACAGGAAGUGGAUCACAGGGUGCAACCACAUCAGGGUGCUGCUGAUGGUGAGGUGGACCCGGAGGACGACCCCAACAACCAGGGAGAAGACGAGUUUGAGGAGGCAGAGGACGAGCGGAGGCCGCACAGGGCGGCUGAGGAGGAAGAGGAGGGGGUAGAAGAGGAAGAGGAGCCGGCAGCGCCCGCUCAGCACAGCCCCCUGCGACCUGAACAACCUGCUGCAGACGAAGAACUGGUGAUUGCUGGAAACCCAGAUCAGCAGGAAGAUGCACUAGAUGAUCAGUACCAGGAAGAAGUAGAAGAUGAGGCCCAGCAAGACACAGCUGCAGAGAAAAAAAGAGAAGAGGUGGAGGAUGGGGUUGAAGAUGAAGGGGAGGAUCCUUAUAAUGAAGAAAACAUAGAACAGGAUGAAGAAAAGCGCCAAGAAGGGCCCAGAAAAGAGGAAAAACCCCCAAACGGCGCAAAAGAGAAUGAGGAGGAGCAUUACGAGGAGGAGGACGAGGGAGUGGAGGAAGACGGUGCCGCUCCAAACAAAGGAACCAACCGGAGAGCAGAGAUGUAGGAGGAGCAGAACCGUCAGCUGCAGUGCCUUUCUGACCGCCGCCCGCCUCACUCUUCCACUCGUUUCCAGAAGAAUCAUUCAGAGUUCCUCUUUGGAAAACUGGGAGAAUAAAAUGUAAACACUGUACUCUGUGAGAAGGACUGGAUUUGCAGUGCAGAGCCUGCUUUUAUACUGUAUAUUUUUAGUCUUAGCUGUUUAUCUGCUAUUUUUUACCUGUUCACACAUCUGCCUGAUUGUUUAAGUGCCUCACAGCGUAUGUUUUAUCAUUGGGACAUUUUAGUGAAACAACAGCAGAGAUAUAUUAUAUUAUCAGUUUGUUUACUUGUUCAGACUUCUGUUAUUUUUCAUGCAUGUUUUUGAGCAGGAAUUCAAACUCCAAUGGUGACGUUUAGUAAUUUAUUGCUGAUGACGGCUUUGACAAUCAGAAAGCUGUGGCCGUUAUCCGUUCUCGUCCCUGACAGAAGCAGCUUUUGCCACUUUCUGAUGGUUGACGGGCAGGAAAACGGAUAUUUCUGCAAAUCCCAACUAAAGAUACUUCUGGUGACGGUUCUUCGAUGCCCAGUAUCGCAGUGACUUAUGCCUUUCCACUUUUGGAGAUCUGCUUUUUGGUCAAUCUACACUUCAGAAAAGCAUUUUCAGCUGAAGAGCUUUGAGCUGGCAAAAAGGUGAAGAUUUCAAGUUCAGUGUUGGCUUGAAGACUAUAAUGUAAAGCGGCUUCCUCUACAGUCUACUGUCCAAUGUAAAGUAAAAUAUUUGUAAAAUUUGUACACCAGCUAUAUUUAAUACAAAAUGAGGGAUUUUGAGUGUAUUGAAUCAUGCAUUUGUGGAUGAAAUGGAAUAAAAAGAUUGAAUGGUUUGAAGAGAA